Lineus longissimus is the source of this 7214-nucleotide messenger RNA. RefSeq lists its product as uncharacterized. The record is from RefSeq and is a predicted model, not a curated record. Lineage: Eukaryota; Metazoa; Nemertea; Pilidiophora; Heteronemertea; Lineidae. The transcript is spliced from 5 exons. The coding region runs from base 20 to 1291 and encodes 423 amino acids.
CUACCCAUCACAAUGAAACAUGGCGUCGAUAUUGAUCACUGCGUCUGUGGCUGCUGGCGAUGAAGACGGUAAUUCUUCGCCAAAUCAAAGUUCUCAAGGCUCAAUACCAUGCCCUACCUUCCAGAGCUCACCUCUGAGAAAAGAACUUAGCCAUGGAAGUCAAUGGACAGGAGACGACCUGAAUAAAUUCGGUAUCAAAUACGAUUUGAAAGUAUCGGCACCACGGAAAAUCUUCGAGAUGAUCCAACCGCACAUUUCAAGGAAUAUCAGCAUUCCCCUUGUAUUCGAUACGGAUAGUCGGCACAUAACUAUGACACAGACUGUCUUCGACGAGAUUUUGGAUUUUGAUAUCGAUUCGUUUGAUCUUAUUAACAUCGUUGAACUUUCACUGAAGAGGAAUUUGGACAAGGAAAGUCGCACGAUUGGUGGAUAUAUUUUUUCAAGGAUUGAUAGUGUGAAGACGAACUUGCAGAAUAAAAGGUGCCUCGCGCAAUUAGAUACUUCUAGAGUAGAAUGGCUCCCGAUCUUUGAACGUAUCAACACCUUCCUGACGACACUGCAGUCCAUCCUAAGAAAGGCAUCAUCCCUUGAUAUUGAAAUAAAUGAGGGAACAUUUGUUGAUCUCUUCCAGGACUUUGCUAGGAUUUUCCUUGUUCAAUUCAAGUCUGCUGGAAUAAAACGGAAUUUUAAAAUGGGAGGAAUGGAUGUGGUGUCUGUGAAUGGUCUCCGUUAUGAUUAUGAUGACCAUCUGUAUGGCAGUGUUGAACUCCCUACUGUAGUGGUCACUGUUGCAGAGGUAAAGAAAACAGCAGUAAGAAAACGUUCACCUUCUGGAAGAAUAUUGCGCGCAUCAAAGAUGUCUAAAACUGAGGGAAGGCUUGAUGUUGGCAAUACUGCUGUUGCUGCUGCUGCUGAUGUUAGAGAUGGUGAGGAUGAUGAUGGUGAUGAUGUUCACUUCAGCAGUAAGUUACGUGGACAGCUAGGGAUAGAACUCUUGGCUGAUGUUGGUCGUUCCUGUUUGAAGGAGGUGAAUAACAGACGUAUGAUCCUUGGCUUGACAGUUGAGGUAACACUGAUAAGACUUACUUGUUUGGAUAUAGACAUGAGUAAAUUUAAGCAGAUGCAGGAGAAGCUACCCGAAGACAAUCCAUCUCAUGUUGGUGCUAUAAGUUAUACAAGAGCUUAUGACAUGUUAAAGAAGGAUGAUCGAAAGGAAUUGAUAUCCAUCUUGCGGUACUUAUUAUUACUAUCAAAUGACUCUGCUGCAACAUUUUGGCCCAGAAUGCCAUAGAUAAAGGGUCUUUGGAAGGUGCGCCAUAACCGGCCAGAUGAAAUGGAAUUUCCUUUUUUUGCUAUGCUUAUAAUUUUUUUAGAAGUUAUUGGAAAAAGUUGUGUAUCUCUGACCUUGGCUAUGAAAACCAUUUUGCAAAAAGGACAUUUGACACUGUAAUGAUGAAAUUAUUCCAUAGAACAUCAUGAAGGACAGCUUUGUGACUGAUCAGUGUGUGCGGUCCUUAACUGAGAGGUCAAGUCAGCUAGGAACUGACAACGGCCCUUUUUCUCUUUCCAUUGUAAAGUUUUUGAAAGUUUUCCCUCGAUUCAAGUCAGUAUGAAGAUCAGAUCCAAUACAUCUUGAUCAGAUUAGGUGGGUAGAUAGGAAUUUGUGUUGGGGAUUUACCAGUAGCAAAAAAAUCUAGUUGUCCUCUUUGAAUAUCAGUUUGUAAAAGUAUUGCAGUUACUGAUAAACUAUCCAGUAUUAACAAGAACACCACAGUCAGUGAAUGGUGUUGUGACGAUCAGUGAUCGUUUGUUAUUGCGAUCAGCUGACUUCUCCCUUGACCCGGUUUGACCCCGUUAUUGUAUUAUUAUUUCCGCGCCAAAAAAUUGUUUACUGAGAUUUUGCGAGAUGUUGGCGAGACUUAGGUAACACCCAUGGGCAUGUGUGUUCAAGACAGCACUUCGACUCCGUCCGCGAUUGAGUGAGGAUCGCCGCCGGUUCUGUACUAUUCUAUAGAUGACAACGCCCAGAAGUUCGUAGCGAGAUGGUUGAAAUGGUUGAAGCAGCGUUGAAAUGGUGGUAACGUUUUUAUGAUUGAUUCACGCCGUACUUUACCGAUAGAAUGGAAAAUGCCAUAAUUUUACCGGUGUGAAGCCUUUCACGCUUUACGUACAUUUGUAUACGGCCGAUGCACUGACCGUGUGUAUCGUGCUGUGUUUGUAAACGUAUCACCAGUUUGUGUCUUCCUCUCGCUAAUGUAUAGCUAUCUGUGCAUUUAAUUGACAUGGUUUUCUAUAGUUUGAGAAGGGGUCUAAAAGGGGGGUGUAUUAAUGUUUGAAGGUGCAUUCUGGUCUUUGCGGACCAGGUGCUUCGAAUAGGCUCGCGUAGAUCAGGUCGACCUGAGCAACUUUCCACUCCACUCUUUUAGGCCUAUUUUCGAUGAAUGGGCUGUAAUGUUGUUGAUUCUCGGUUAGAAUGAAUCGUUAUCGUUUAGUAUUUUAGUCCAUUGGUGUUAUUGGACAUACUCGAACCUGUUAUAUAGACUUUAAAAAUUAUAGACCGUGCGAACGGAUUUCUGGAAAACCAUUAUAUAAAACCCAGUUGUAUUUUGGGACUAAAAAGAUGUUGUGUUAACCCACGGUUUUAAUCUGUGUAUGUUGACUUCAGGUGACUGUUUGAUAGUUAUAUUGUUAGAAGCCAGUGGGUGUGAUUCCAUCACUGUCUCUCCGCUUACGCCAGAAGCCGUGUUGACGAUUUGGACGAAUCCGCCCUGCAGAGAUCGAGAAGGACGAGGCCUUGCUGUUGACGUCCCUCCCCGUUUAUAGAAUACCCGUGGCGGUAUAGUAUUCUUAAUUUACUGGCUAGUUUAUUGUUACGACCUGCCGGCUAGUUAGGACUAGUCUGUUGCCAUCUGGGCAGAACCGGUUGAGUCGAAGUCAUUUAUAUAGUCCUAGCUAGCGGUCAGGUUGCUUCAGUCAGCCCGAGUCAAUGUUACAGACUGUUUGUGUUGUAGCACGCUUUGAGUUGUGAGAAGCAUUUUAGUAUAUAUCCCUUAGCGGAAAAAACUUGUAUUGAUAUAUUCCCCUUGGCGGGAAGAUAAUUUGAUAUAUAUAUAUAUAAUCUACUACGCCCUUCUACUGACGUUCCGGGCUGGAAGACCGAAGUCUGCAAUCAAACACGAGACGGAGGAUAGCCUGUUGUAGAUGCCGGAGAAGAGACACCGCAAUCGUGUGUAAAACUAGUACGGAGCCGCUGGCUCUAGGCUGAAGCAUUUACAGCUGUAGUGAAUUGUAGGUAUCUUAUGAUAGCUUGUACCAUAUAAAUAUACAGUCCUCUUCAUAAAGUAAUUAACCUCUGGCAUAGUUCUUAUCGUCAUCUUGUCAAUUCGUUGAUCGCCAGAACAAAUGGUGACGACUUGUAGAACUAUGUACAUGUUCUUUAUAAAUAUUCUAUCGGGCUGUGAAAUGCUCUCAGUGACAGACACUUAACUUUCAAUCUUAAAGCUGACAUGCAUGCAUAAAAACCUUAGCGAGCAAGUAAGAAAACACUAACGACCGUCCGCCAUGUUUUAAACGCCCUCAGAUACGAUAGACUACCAGCAGGCCGCAGUGGCGCUACCGUAUUCACUAACAGAGCGCUGGAUGUGGAGCAUCGAAAUGAGCAUCAUUUCACAUUAUUACUAUAUUUUACCCUAGCGACCUCACGCGACAGUUGUAAUAAGUCAAAUGCCUUGUCAUCAUACAGGACCUCAAAACACGCAUGGUUUUGAUAUUAGCAAAGAGGGAAAGUGUUUUGCAUCUUAAAAACUUGAAAUAAACAGGUGCAUGCUCCUAUAAUCAUAGCAGCUUGUCUUAUAAUGUUCCGUUUAUGAAUCUUAUUGUUUUACUUUGUCAAUGGGCAAUUUCCAAGGCCAUUUUGAAACUGAAAAACAGAUGGCAAAACAACAUCCGUCUGUCAAGCCUUCACGCGAAAACAAAGCCUAAAAAUAUAUGUCCUCAUUCCACAACGGCUUCAUGGCACAGUAGGUAAGACAGUAUGUAGUGGCGGUCAAGGGCAGAAAGUCUUGAGUUCGAACCCGCUCGAGGAAUAAUAUUUUUCUUUUUUCUUUUCACCUGAUCGCCUCUGUGACCUGUCUGGUCAAUGGACUUGUCGUUUGUGCAGUGAAGUGAGACCUGUCACUGGGUGUCUAUCAUGUUUCAACUGAAGUGUUUUGGCGUUUGUGUUUUCGGACUCGGCCGCUUGGGUUUUUUAUGCAUGCAUGUCAGCUUUAAAGUUGUGAAAAAUGAACUAAAAAUAUUAGAAGGGGUUGGUUUUGGGGGCUUAGUUAGUAUUUUCUAUAUAUUCUAUCUAUUAUCAUUCAUGUAUAGGUUCUUUAAAUUUUGUCAUGCUUUAUAUGUUGUGUCAUGUAAUACUAUGUGUGUGUGGGUUUUUAAGGUGAAAGUUGUGCAGCAAUGCGGUAUCCAUGAUGUUAAAUACAAAUUUCUUCACUCUAAGGAAUUUCUUCUUUCUUAUCAGGUCAAAUCUAUGCAUCUUUCUGACCGGUGCGAAUCUGACACAAGCGAUGAAAUUUUACUAUGGUUAUUAUUAGGAUUGUCUUGACAUGUAAUAUAUUUUUAGAGACUAGACUUUUAAUAGGCCAAUCUACAGCAUAUAUUUCGUUUAACUUCCAACUAAGGGUAGCACAGCUGGUAGCAUCAUCACCUAGCAUGCACUUCUUAGACUAUUUUCUGAGGUAGCGCUCUGGUUAGUAAGCACCUAAGAAUCUACAUGUAUUUACUGUUAUGUAAUUUAAGAGCUUAACACAUUAUUCAUUGUCUUGUCUUGUUUUGUUUUGUAUUGUAUUAUAUUGCAUUGCAUUAUAUUGUUAUUCUGUAAACGUCUAAAAAAGCAAUGAAAGCUGCUACCGUACCCUUCGUUUAGGGGUCAGAAGCAGGAAAAAAAUGGGCUUAAGUUCUGUACAUCAUAAAAACAUUUGUACUUCUGGGAAUCUAAUGGAAGUUCCUGGUAUUGGCAUUUGCGAAUAUUGCAAAUUUUUGUUUUGCCAGUGCCACCAAUUGUGCACUAGUACCAUGGUUCGAUCCAGGGCCGCAUAAAGCAUUGGUGGGAGGCAACUUUCUUAAAGAGCACAACUUUCUCCAAAGACGACCUCGAAAAUUGUGUUUCUCAUACAGAUUGCAGCAUUUUCGGGGCGAAAAGCGGUGUUCCCCAAUCCACUCAGAGAGCCAGCUGCUCCAUCCAGGACCAAAAGUUGAAUACGGCCCUGCAUGAUAUCUGACCACAAUGAUGUAUUUUUAGCUCAGCUGACUAAGUCAGACGAGCUUGUCAAAUAAGUUGUUCAGUGGCGUCCGUCUGUCCAUCCAUCCAUCCAUCCAUCCAUCCAUCCGUCCGUUAAACCCAUGGUGCACAUUUUGUAACCGUAAGACCUAGAGACUUCAAUUUUGCAUUUCUGGAUACUUCUGGUCAAACUCUACUUUCAAAACAAAAUUUGUCGCCAUUCGACCUACUUCCUGCGAGCGAGAGUGCAUGAAGGAAACUGGCCUAUAUCGGCCUAGGAGCAGCAGAAUUAGUCGAAAUAUGCUCUAAUAUUAAGAUAAAAUUCUUGAAAAUCUAUUUUAUUGAGAAAAAGUUCAAAAUUUUAACAGGAGAGGGCGCUACCUGCCUUUUAAUUAUUUCUGCCGAUUCAAAUUCCCGCCCGAUGACGUCAGCCAUCAAUGAAGUCUCCUAUUUGCCAGUUCUCAAAACAUGGCAGCUACACAACAAAAGCAGUAGCUCCAGGAAUAAAUCACUGUUCACUUCAGCUUCGUAAUCGAUUGUACCCCCACUUUAUUGUGUUUUGUGUGGUGUUCCUAUUCAAUCAACGAUGUAAGGCCUUAUUAUGUUGGUUUUAAUUGAGAAGGUGCAUUAUAAGCGGCGUACGAAAUACCGAAGCGGAGACAAAAUGGCGGCAUGUUGUUUACGAUAUGUGCAAUAAUCUUGGAGCUCAAUGACACUCAAGUACCCAAUUUUCUGCUUAAAAAGUAGUCUGGUAGGCGAUAUUAUCACUAGUUCGUUUCAGUGGUAGUCGUAAGGUCUUUAGGGACUAAAUUCAGAAAUUAGUUCUUGAAUAUUUGGCGACAUUUCUGUGAAAACGAUAUCGGAAGUGCAUGCUCUGUUCGCGAUGACAUCGCCGAUGUAUUUUGAAGUGGAGAAUUCCCACAGUAUGUGCAGUGAAUCGGCAUGAUUCUGUUCGCCUAUUAUGUUUUAGUUCUACGAUUCUUUCAUGAGUAAAAAGUAGACAUUCUAAGCAAUACAAUAAUGUCACUCCCAUAAAAAUUGAUUGGAAAUUGAGGGAGCUACGGCAUUCUCUUCGGCAACUGGCAGCGCUGAAAAAAUACAUUGCAUACUGUACAAUACCAAAUGGCACAUUUUAAAAAGCGCUCAUUGGACAACGUAGGGAAUCACCAGAAAUGACGUCAUCGCUGGUCUAAAUAGAAAACUACGGUGGCGCAGUAGAGCACUAGAAAAGGUUUAGCAUUAACUUCGUCAUGCAAGCUUCAGCAACAAAACGAUUUCUCAUGAAUGAUUUAUUUGAUCAUCAUCAGCUUGUUUCCCCUGAUAGAUAAAAAAAUGAUUUACAAUUUCCAUCAAAGUUUUCUAUUUUUUUGUAUAGUCACAUGUUAUUUAACAGGCAAGGAGCCAAGCAGUUUUGAAUAUUCGCGGGAAAAUACUUCGUACUUGUAAACGAGGCUAUGACAAUGAGUAUCCUCAUUCAUGGCAUAAACUUCAUGUUUCGGUAAAUACUUUCAUGCGAUGAUUUCACCCGAAUUAUGGUCAGGAUUGAGGAAUGAACAGUGGCAUAAUUAUGUCAACCAAAAACAUUGGUACCGUAGUGAACGCAAAAGGAUAUCAAAUACCAUGGAGCAUGCCAUUUUCAUGCAUAAUGAACUAAACACCGGGAAGAUAUUAAUGAUAUUAACUCAGCUGAGCGCCAGGCCCUUGGGCCUCUUGUUUAGCCUAAUUUGAUGCAUUAUGCAUUGGAUCUGCCUAUCAGGCAUGUCAAUUCUAAUUGGUCUUCUGAAUGCAUGUAAGUGGGAAGAAUAAAAAAAUAUCCUCUUGUGCUCUAAAAUUAUCAGUCCGUUGUAAAUAUUGACAAAUAAUAUUAAUAACUAAUUAUGGUACCCAUCCAAGUGUUUGUUAUUUUUUAUUUAUGGCUGAGUCUGCAUUUCUACAGGCUGUC